AUGCCUUUGGAUGACGUGUCCGAACAAGAUUGGAUGCCCACCAUCGAUCCAUUCGCUGGAACGGACGAGCCUUUCGACAUACUUUCAACCUUUUCAUGGACAACGGGUGGGCCGGAAACGCUUUGGACGGCCCCCGGCGAUGUCACCCUUGGCCUGAAUGGAACGGCGAAUGAACCUCCUGUCGACAGCGUUGCCGCAACGAGCCCCCAUGAUGAUCUGGCAUCGACUAUGCACCCGCGACGGAUGUCUGUCGAGUCACGUCUCGCCCCUCCUGGACUAAGUCUCCUUCAGCUGGAUCCUUUGGAACACCACCGCACGGUGAUCGUUGACUUCCUCUCUACAGCCUGCAAAGACGUGCCGGGGAUCCACAAUCUCUUCAAGACGCAGAGCAUGGGCAUGAUCUUGAACACCUACUUUGUUCGCCACCACCACAAGGCCCCCGUCACACACCUGCCAACCUUCAGUAUCGCAUCCGCCUCGACGUCGAUCGUGCUAGCCAUGUCUCUUUUCACAGCGUCGUAUACGCCGUCCCUACGCUUGCGGUCGCGACAAUUCCAAAGUGUGCUGGCGGCGGCGUACCGUUUCGUAAUCAAGAAUGACAAGACCCUCGAAAAGACAGGAGAGCCGUCGGUGUCUACGCUACAGGCCUGUUGGCUUCUGGUCAUGCUCGAGAAUCCAAUGAACCCUGGGCAUUGCGCAGGCAGUGUCAUUCCCUUCGAGGACCUUGUUUCUCUAGCUCGCCGCGCGCACGUUUUUGACGGCGCCCGGUUGGGAAAACUCGGUCCCGACCCACGGUGGGUAGACUGGGUAGACUCAGAGAACUUCCGUAGGCUGGCCUUCGCCCUGUACGCCCUGGACUGUCUCCGAAGCGUCCUAAAAGGGGGAGUGCCCCAUAUUCCGACGUGCGAGAUGCAGCUGCACUUGCCUGAGCCCGAGGUGCUAUUCCAAGCACCUAGUGAAGCGGAAUGGCGCCGCCUCAGGAACGCCGGCGGGCAACAGCAGCACCGCACACCCGUCUUCUCCGUAGUCAUGGAACUUGCCCUCCGGGGCCUGGCCGACCAAGAACAUAUGCCGCAGACGCUCAUGGGCAAGUUCGCUGUUACGCACGGGAUUCUCCUCCACGCAUGGCAGGCCAAGACGCAGUACGAACUCGGACGCCGCCACAUGCCUAAUUCCAGUGCGUUGGAACUUUUCUUCAAUGGGCGGGCGCAAGAAAUUCGUAGUGCGCUUGCGGUCCUAUAUCCUGGGCGGCGUGCGACGCUCUGUGAUACUAAUCAUGAUCCUCAGAAAAGCGACAUGGCGUUGCUUUACAGAGAUCGCGCGCUGGCGUGGUAUUACUUGGCUGGUGUCCUCACGCUUCCGCAAAGCAGCUUCUCGUCUGUGCAGGGCGUUGAAGCAGAAGAACACGGGCAGACGCUCACUUUCCAGGGUAGUUCGAUGGCCUUAUUCAUGAAACGACUGGUAAAAGCGCUUGACCGAGGACAUCUUCAAGGUCUUGAUGGCGACUAUGCCGCUAUGUAUCGACUCGUGAGUUCCAUCAGCCUCGAAGAGGAGGAACCCACGACCGAGGUCGGGACCUUGAUAUACCUCACGAUGUAG
Colletotrichum fioriniae is the source of this 1599-nucleotide messenger RNA. Lineage: Eukaryota; Fungi; Ascomycota; Sordariomycetes; Glomerellales; Glomerellaceae. The record is from RefSeq and is a predicted model, not a curated record.